This is a messenger RNA of Mycotypha africana, 2464 nucleotides long. Its product is annotated as C-type lectin protein. The coding region runs from base 179 to 2224 and encodes 681 amino acids. The transcript is spliced from 13 exons. The record is from RefSeq and is a predicted model, not a curated record. NCBI's taxonomy places the organism in Eukaryota, Fungi, Mucoromycota, Mucoromycetes, Mucorales, Mycotyphaceae.
CUUAUGAUAUCCCAGAACUGGAGUGGAUUCAACGAAGCUAUCUUCAACCACACGUCAUGAUCAAUGAUCUGUACCUGUUUGAUAGCAAAACAAACACUUACACUGUCGAAAAAUACUUGAGAGGUGCCUAUCUGUAGAGGGUGGACCCCCUUCUUUUUUCCUUCUUUCUUCUAACGCAAUGUGUUUCUUCAUAGAUGCGGAAGAACGUUAUGGCUCUAUUGAUUCUGUCGUUGUCUGGCCCACUUUUCCUAAUCUGGGUUGUGACAGUCGUAACUCUGAGGAUUAUUACCGUUGUCUUCCAGGAGGAACUCAAGGCAUUCGGACUUUGGUUACUGAGUUUCAUAAAAGGAAUGUAAAGGUGUUAUUGCCCAUUGUAGGAUGGGAUAAGGGAACUCGCGAUCCUAAAGCAGCUUGGAGCUAUAUUAUGCCCAGAUUGUUCAAAGAGUACCACAUUGAUGGUAUGUCGACAGAAGCAGCUUACUUUCCUCACGACUUUUGGAAAAACUCUCUUGCUAUUGGACAUCCUUUGGCCUAUCACUGUCAAGGGGACAGUGAGCAAACCUUGGAGGAUGAGCCCAAGCCAGAUGACAGUGAGGUAAGCUGUAUUCUUCCACUUGAGCGCCUAGCCAUCUAUAGACAUCCUACUCAUCCAUCGCUCCUUUGUUUUUUUUUCCUUUCUCAAAACCAAAAGCUCGUGCAGUGGAAUGUGAUGAAUAUGACUAAAUUUGAUUUUAGAUCACAUGUUCCUACUGUGGUCACGAAAAAGUUGAUCGAACCCAAGCAUAUGACCCGUGCGUGUGAUAAGUGGUCCCGAAACAAAACAUUCAUGAUCCAACAUGGCUUUUUCAAUGGUAUCGGAUUCGAGCUAUGGGAAAAUAUCUUUGGCACUUGGAAUCAAAUCACUCCACGUGAUGCAGAAGCCUUACGCCGCACGAGCAGCAUCUUGCGUUGUUUCGGACCCGACUUUUUUGCCUCGCCCGAAUGGGAGCCUCACUGCCCUUGUGUUCGUUAUGAAACUGUCUUUUCCAGCAAGUUCCCAAGCCGCACAACAGCUGACCAAAUCGUAUGGACGUUUAUCAACCGCGGUGCUGUCCAUGCUACAGGCCAUCAAAUUGUAGUCAACUAUCACAUUGGCCUUCAAUUCUACGAUGUCUGGCAUGGCUGCGAAAUUCAACCGGCCAACAUUGUCGAUGGAUUGGCUACGUUGAGCUUUGAUAUUGAACCUUACGGCUAUGGUUGUAUCUUUGCUACGUCGGAUACUGCUCCUUUGCCUGCUGAAUUCCACGGUCUGUUGGAUAGGUUGAAGCAACGUUCCAAAAUGCCUCUUCACCGAUACCCUCUGAGCAACGCCGUUUUAUGGCAAGAGUUGGAUGAGGUGGUCGUCAGCAAGUACUCGGAUGAGGAGUAUUGUGGUAUGGUGCGUAUUGAAGGUGAUGUCUUUGACUUUCACGUGCAUGGAUUGGAGCAACAUCCUCAUCGUAACUGCAAUUACCCUGGUAUCGAUAUUAGAUAUCCUUGGGAAUAUCAGUCCUCUCAUGUACAUGCUCCUUAUCGUAUGAAGAUCCAUACUUUCUACAUGGACGCUUAUCCCGUCACUGAAAAACAAUUCAAGCAAUUCCUUGACGAGAGUGGCUAUAAACCAGCUGACUCUACCAACUUUUUAAAGCAUUGGGUGGGCGGUUGUUACCCAGCCUGUCGUGCUAAUAAACCUGUAACGCACGUUUCCAUUGAGGACGCAAGAGCUUAUGCCAAAUGGGCAGGAAAACGUCUUCCACAUGAAUGGGAAUGGCAAUAUGUCGCUCAAGGAGGUCAUGAAUACCGUAGCUAUCCUUGGGGCAAUGAAUGGGAUUCGAGCAAGGUGCCUGAAGUUUACAGUGGCCGUGAAAGACUCUACCCUGACCAUCCCCCUGCCGACGUCGAUGCCCACCCUGCUGGCCGCUCUUGUUUCGGUGUCUAUGAUCUUGUAGGCAACGUAUGGCAAUGGACGGAUGUUUAUCAAGAUGAACAUACGAGAGCUGCUGUGAUUCGUGGUGGCUCCUAUUAUCAAGCAAAGAACAGUGAACAGUACUUCCCUCAAGCCUACCAUAAUGAGCAACAUGGCAAAUAUCUUUUAAUGUCUCCUUCGGUUGACAGAACGGCCACCAUUGGUUUCCGGUGCGUUAAAGAUACGGCGGAAAGUGCUGCCGCUUUAGGAAAUUGCUCCUUUGAUCCUGAAUGUUAUUAAACAUACCCAUGCUGCCUAUCGCUCUCUACGUCGAUGAAUUGAAAGAUACCGAAGAAUAAUAAUAAAAAAAAAGUCAUGGGAUUGACUCUUCAUAAAACGAGUGAAAAUUGAAUGUGUUAUCUAUCUAAAAUGAAUACACAACAUGGAAAGAAUCCAAACAUCGGGUGAUCAUACUGCUACAGACAAAAGGAGGAAGCCUCCGCUCCUCAUUCACAAAGGGGAUAGAUUAAAAAACAUAAA